Molecule: messenger RNA, 705 nt
Organism: Hyalella azteca
Lineage: Eukaryota; Metazoa; Arthropoda; Malacostraca; Amphipoda; Hyalellidae
Gene: RpL9
Product: 60S ribosomal protein L9
Exons: 5
Coding region: 100-687 (195 amino acids)
Biological process (GO): cytoplasmic translation
Cellular component (GO): ribosome; cytosolic large ribosomal subunit
Molecular function (GO): rRNA binding; structural constituent of ribosome
Source: RefSeq, a predicted model, not a curated record
CUUACCGUAAAGAAAACUGAGCCGUUUUGUGUGGCAACAUCGAAUUGUUUUCGUCCGUAGAGUGCUCUUUAGUCUCUUCCGAGGUAGGCCUACAUCAUCAUGAGGGUGAUUAACACCUCCCAGAGUGUGAAAAUCCCUGAGGGGGUCACUGUUGAUGCCAAGAAGCGUGAGGUCACAGUUAAGGGGCCUAGAGGUGUCCUGAAGAGAGCCUUCAAACAUGUUCAGAUGGACAUCUAUGUGUUGAAACCCUCGGAAAAAUACCCCCACGGCGAAGUUAAGGUUGAGAAGUGGUUUGGAACCCGCAAGGAGGUUGCCUGCGUCCGCACCUUGUGCACACACAUCAGGAACAUGAUCACUGGAGUCACCAAGGGCUACCAGUACAAGAUGAGGUCCGUGUACGCCCAUUUCCCCAUCAACACCGUCAUCGACGCAGCCGGCAAGUCCGUUGAGAUCAGAAACUUUUUAGGGGAGAAGCACAUCCGACACGUCAAGAUGUUGCCAGGUGUGACCGUGCAGGUUUCCAAAGCACUUAAGGACGAGCUCAUCCUUGAAGGCAACGACAUCGAGAGAGUGUCGCAGUCUGCCGCCACCAUCCACCAGGCCUGCAAGGUGCGCAACAAGGAUAUCAGGAAGUUCUUGGACGGCAUCUACGUCUCCGAGAAGGGCACUGUCGUUCCGGAUGAAUAAAGUCUUGCCUGACGCGUC